UUCCACGUCCACGAUACGGUCCACAGACAACAGGACCCAUCCCACCCACGUCCGUCUCCUGAGAUAUUUUCCGCUCCCGAUCGGCCGUACGCUCCCCAUCCGACGACUACGCUGCCGCCACCGCGCUGCCGGCGCAACCGACGGCUGCCUUUUGAGGACGUGGCCGAGGCGGGUUCGCUUUUUCAUGUUCCUCCUCUCCCUUCCCCUGGCUUCCCAAGUCCCGUCCCGUCUCCUGGGCUGGCUGACCAGUGACCAGCCCUCUCCCACGUCGCACGCCUGUGGCUCCUGACCUUUCCACCACCGGAGUUAAUGCCUCCGCCUCUCCGUCAGCGCCGCCUGGCCUCGCCGUCUCGCUGUGCGCGGCGUGGGUGGUAGCAGUACCACGCGUGGUGGUUGAUUGAGCCAUUGGAUGGGCGGAAUUGCCGUUGGCGAGGUGAGGCGUGGAGACUGAGGGGGAGCUGUUGUGGCGCGUGUCUCCCUGUCGCUCACAGCUUCUUUUUAUUCACUCCGCGCCCGGUUCCGUUCCGGGGAAUGGGUUCUGCGGAAGGAUUCUGAGCCGCGGAGUCGGGGGAGGGAGGAGGCGCGACGCUGGUGCGGCCGCUGCUGCCUCGAUCUCUUGCCGCCUGGGCUCUCGUACGUACGUCCUCGUAGUCGUCGCCGCGGCGCAAUUUGGCGGCGUGCGCGUUCCUUGCCUAGAUUGGUGCGAUCCAAUUUCUGAGAGGCGUAGAGGUGCGGCGCCACAGAACACGAGCGCGCGCGCCUGGUGCUUGCUGAGAAGCAUCUGCAACCGUCAUUCCAGGCUCACGAGGAAACUCAUUUACUCGAAUCAUGUCGGACUUUGUCAGGAGUAGAUAUGAUAAGCAAGAAGAUUUCCAAGUUUUGUUGAGCAAGAAAGAUCCUGGAGAACAACCUCAGCACAAGGAUUACCUGUGGAUGGCUCACUGGACCAAAGCAAGCAGCGCUGCAGAACCCCGAAACAAUGACAGCAAUCCUUUGGAGGAUACCAACAAUGGCACUACUACGAAAGAUAGCGAGACCUUGCCUUAUGAAUUCAUGAAAUCUACAGUUGCUGAAAGGCUCAUGGUAGGAGUACGCCAUGGAAGUGCCUCCAUGCAGCAUGUCCGACAAUUCAAGUCUAGUAUGCGGGGUAUGCCACGACUUUCCAAUGAAUUGGGACCAAAGAAUAGUGAACAGGUUGAUGAGUCUUUUGAAAAAUCUUUGAAAAACGAUGCUAUGAACUUGAGAACUAGGCAAGUUGUGUCAGAAACAUAUUCUAUUCACAAGCUUUCAGAGUUACCGUUGGAUUUUCAGAACCUUGGGAGCUCAGAUGAUCCAAGUCCAGAUUGGAGCCACUUUCCAAUGUUCGAAAUUAAUCAAAAGAUUGACAGUAUUGUCAACCGUAAACGAAGGUCUCCACCUCUGGAUCUAAAUGUGUCUGCAUCCCAUGUGAUGGCCCUAUCGUCACAAGAAUACAUGAUGCACUCACAUCAAACAGCUGAUGAGAACAUGGAUACGUGCAAACCUGCAGAAGGCUUUGCAUCUCGUGUAGAAGAUCAUGCUGGCUUCAAUUCAGAUCCUCCAGGGCCAAAGUUAAAAGGGCAAUUGUUGGAUACCAUGUCAUGUUCUUGCAGCAAGGAUGACAACAACUCAGCAGAUUGUCCAAUAGAUGAGCAGCACACAAGCCACUAUUUUGCAAACUCAAAGCAUGAACUACCCUCUGUAUCUAACAAAAAGAAGUUCAAGUUUGCAGGAAACAACCACAAUCGAAUUGUUGCAAGUGCGUCCCACGAUCUGAAGACAAAAAGAUCUGCUGUCCAUAAACAACAAAGUGCUGCAGAGGCAGUGUUCUGUGCACCAGUACUUGAUAGUGAGUUUCAGAAUGAACCUAUAACUAUUUCCAACAUCGACAAGAAGGAUGGUGAAAAUUUUCAUGAUAUGUAUAAAUGUCUUGGCAAGGCUGUUUCAUGUCCUUUGUUACCUUAUGAGCAUCGUCAUCUGAAUACACAGAGAACGGAAUCUGCAGAAAAUUUGAAAGUCUGCACGCUUCCUGAUCAUCAAACUGCAAAUAAAUUGACAGAAAAGAGUCAUGGUGAGCUGCUGACAUAUGGACCAAAGUCAAAGGAAAUGUAUACAGGUUCUUGUAACCAAAGAAGGUCUUAUUUCUUUGAAAAGUUAACGAUUCCUUCCAAAUCACAAAGUACAUAUCCUAAAAAUUCUGCGUCUUCAGGAAAAUCUAGCGACUUUGGAGUUUGUAUGUAUGGCACCAAUAUUGGCAGUCAGUUAUUCAGAGCACAGAAUCAAUCUUCAGCUAAGACUGAAACAUUGCACAGCGAUACUCUCAUUGGGUCCAAAUCCCCAGCAGGCAUCGCUUCAUUGUCGGCACAAAAGGACUAUGGUUGCACGGACGAAGCAAAAAGUGAGCAGCUCGUAGCUCCGUCCAGGAGAGGAGAUUCAGGAUACGGUAAAGAAGAUGGAUUUCAUAAUGUCAAUGAAGGUCAUGAUGUUUGGUCCAAAGCAACUAUUGGUAGUAAGCAAUCAUGCAUGCCCGGAACGGGAAUCACGAACCUAGAUCUGAUACUUUCCCAGAUGAGCAGAAUGAGAAAUCAAAUUUCCAUUGGUAGAAUUCAACCACCAAUAGGUGCCGAGCCAAGUGACAGAUGGCUCAAGCGCCUACAGCCUGACAUACCAGAUCCUGACAUCCCUGGUUCCAGGAGGCCAAACGUUGGAGGCAGCCCUCCACUCAGGCAAAGAAAUCGUUCGUUUGACAUGGCACUUCCUUGCAACAGGACUGACACUGGAACAACUGACUGUGUUAUGGAGGACCAGAGCUUGGAUAAAGUGGAAAAAACGCAAGAAAAGCAAGAAAGUACCCCAAUUCCAGCGAAGAGCGUGAAUAGCUGGAUAGGAAGAUGGUGCCAGGGAGGCACUCCUGUUUUCCAUGAAGGCCCAGGCCAGGGAAGGCAAGCAACAAAGCCUGGCCGGCCAUCUGAAGAACUCGAAGGUCGGUUCCCAAGCAUUGCAGCGAUGGCGAUGAUGGGGCGAGCGAUGAACAAGCUUCGGCCGUGCGAGCAUCAGAAGAUGGGGCCACUUGUGGUGUGGAAGACAGAUUGACCUCAUAUAUAUAUGUUUUUGGGUGUAAUAUAGUGGUUUCUUUCCAAAAAAAGAAAAAAAAAUGAAAAGCAACAGUGAAUUUUGCCUGGUUUAUUGUUUAUGGUGUAAUAAACCAUAUGAUGGCUCAUGGUUUAUUGUUUUCUGAAGUGAAAGUAGCUAGGUGUAGUGGAUACUGGUGAUGUAAUGGUCUGGUCUCAUAUACCAACAAUAUAAUAAUAUUUUACUGUUUACUGUGUCGUUA
This is a messenger RNA of Zea mays, 3352 nucleotides long. RefSeq lists its product as uncharacterized. The transcript is spliced from 5 exons. Bases 829 to 3111 code for a protein of 760 amino acids. NCBI's taxonomy places the organism in Eukaryota, Viridiplantae, Streptophyta, Magnoliopsida, Poales, Poaceae. Gene Ontology annotation, biological process: regulation of photomorphogenesis. The record is from RefSeq and is a predicted model, not a curated record.